GCAUAUCUAAUUAACUGUGUAUGGAACUGCUACAAGUACAUCAAUAAUAGAAAUGUGCCUGAAAUUGCAGUCUACCCAGCAUUUGAAGCUCCUCCCCAGUAUGUGCUUCCAACAUACGACAUGGCUGUAAAAAUACCAGAAAAGGAGCCACCUCCUCCAUACAUGCCUGCCUAAUCGGCGUUCAUUCUCUUCCACGUUUGUGUCAGCUGUUUCUUUUAGUGGAGUUUUUAGAAUGCAGUCAAAAUGCUUAGUAAAGAUCUCCGGACAGGGUACCAAUGCUAGCUUUACAGUUUAUUCUUCAUGUUGAUUAUAUGAAACAGUUGAGAGAAAAAUUUGCUUUGCCUCUGUUUGUACAACUGUAGUAUUAAGUUCUCAUGAUUUGUUAGUAAUGCCUUCAAGCAGGUUAUGUUGAAUAAAAUUAUUAUGAUUUGUGUUAGUAAUGCCUUCAAGUAAGUUGUGUUGAGUAUAAUAAAGAUAAUGUCCUGUGGCUUGUACAUUGUUGUGGUUUGCCAACAAAGAACAAGACAUGUUUUCUUUAAUAUUUUUUGCACUUUCUUCACAAUUGCAUUUAGCCAAACUGUUUGUACCUUAUUAUAUCCAAAUGCCUUUUAAAAAUAAAACCCUUUCUGGUAAAGGGUUUUUAACCUCUUGCAUGAUAAGCCUUCCUCUACAGUUUUAAGGGAAGAAAACUUACAGAAAAUAUAAGGGAAUUGAGUUUUAAAACGGUGACUGUAUUUUUUAAGUAUGUAUUCCGUUUAUUUGAUAAUCAGGAUUCUUUAAUAAACCUUUUUAAAAACUUUA
Messenger RNA from Protopterus annectens (West African lungfish), 801 nucleotides. RefSeq names its product lysosomal-associated transmembrane protein 4A-like. NCBI's taxonomy places the organism in Eukaryota, Metazoa, Chordata, Ceratodontiformes, Protopteridae. The record is from RefSeq and is a predicted model, not a curated record. Gene Ontology annotation, cellular component: lysosomal membrane.